AUGGACUCCAGAGCUGUUGUGGGAAGCGCUUCGACCACUCGACCAGUCGCGUCAAAGUCCAGAAAUCACCAACAAUUAUCGCCUUCGGAGUCGCUAGUGGCAGGAGCUGUUGCUGGAGCCAUCGAAGCCUCUGUAACUUAUCCUACGGAAUAUCUUAAGACGAGAUCACAGCUGAGGUCAGCCUCGGGGCAAACUGUGAGCGCUCUGAAGAUCCUACAGCAGACAAUCUCCCACCAAGGGCUCUCCGGCUUGUACACUGGAUGUUCUGCAUUGGUAGCAGGCACAGCAGUGAAAGCCGGUGUACGAUUUCUUGCCUUCGACUCAAUCAAGAAUGCGCUUGCCGACGACUCUGGUCGUCUCUCUACAGUAAAUGGCAUCCUCGCCGGGAUGCUGGCAGGCGCAGCAGAAAGCGUGGUGGCAGUAACACCGACCGAGAGAAUCAAGACUGCCUUGAUCGACGAUGUGAAGGGCGCGAAACGAUUUCGAUCCACUCUGCACGGCAUUACGGUUCUUGUACGCGAGCAGGGGUUGACUGGCGUAUACCGUGGCCUUAUUUCGACAACUAUGAAGCAAUCAGCGACAUCUGCGGUGAGGAUGGGUACUUAUAAUGCAAUGAAAUCCAGGUAUAGGUCCAGGUACGGGCGUAGUCCGACAGGUAUCGCAGAGACAUUCGUCAUGGGGGCGGCUUCUGGGGUGGUGACGGUAUAUGCAACUCAGCCUCUCGACACAGUCAAGACACGGUCACAGAGCGCUCGCGGCGAGCGUAUGGGUGCUGCAAUUGUGAGCAUCUGGCGAGAUGGAGGGCUUCGAGCAUUUUGGAGAGGCAGCACGAUGCGACUGGGUCGUUUAGUGUUUUCGGGCGGCAUAGUGUUCGCUGCGUACGAGCAGAUCUCUCAGCUGAUGCGCCUGACAGCGUCUGGCUGCUCAUAG
Messenger RNA from Pseudocercospora fijiensis CIRAD86, 930 nucleotides. RefSeq lists its product as uncharacterized. The record is from RefSeq and is a predicted model, not a curated record. The coding region runs from base 1 to 930 and encodes 309 amino acids. The transcript is spliced from 3 exons. Gene Ontology annotation, biological process: mitochondrial citrate transmembrane transport. NCBI's taxonomy places the organism in Eukaryota, Fungi, Ascomycota, Dothideomycetes, Mycosphaerellales, Mycosphaerellaceae.